Molecule: messenger RNA, 468 nt
Organism: Fraxinus pennsylvanica
Lineage: Eukaryota; Viridiplantae; Streptophyta; Magnoliopsida; Lamiales; Oleaceae
Source: the annotation of a GenBank genome assembly
AUGGAUAACACAGCCGAUGAGAAUUUAUUAGAGUCUUCAUCAAAUGGGGUUUUUGAGAUUCCUGGAGAACCUGCUAUUGUAAUAAAUGGGUUGCCUCCCUUGUCUUCUGGUGACGACAUUCUUAUUCCUUGUUCUGUUACUAGUGCAGAACCCCAGAUGCUAACUGGCUUUGGUGAAUGGUUGGAAGGUAGAGAAGUGCAAAAAUUGUUUGGCGAACAACUCUUCAACGGAAAAGUCAUCGAAUUUGACAAGGAAAUGGGUUGGUAUAGGGUGGUUUAUGAAGAUGGUGACUUUGAAGAUCUCACCUGGGGUGAAUUGCAAGAAGUGUUAUUGCCACUAGACAUUACAAUUCCAUUGAAAACACUGGCGAUGAAAGUUAUCAAGAAGAGACAGAAAUCUGUUCACAAGUCUGAAAAAACUUCUGGUAGAAAAGGAAAUAAUGGCGCCUCUAGUAGCAAGGGCAUGUAA